AUGAUGGUUUCUGAAGAGGAGAUUGGUGCUGCGCAUGAAACAUUAGCAGUGGUUGGUGGUCGCCGUGCUGAUACCGGUCGGUUGGGGGCUUUCAUCACACGGGUCAAACCAGGAAGCGUGGCGGACACAAUAGGAAGGCUGAGAGCUGGAGAUGAAGUUCUUGAGUGGAACGGGCAUGCACUUCAAAACGCAACAUUUGAUCAAGUGUACGAGAUUAUCUCGGCAACCAAACAGGACUCGCAUGUUGAAAUUAUCGUGAGCAGAUCAACUAGUGUGCCUGGAGGGGACGACUUUCUGAAUAUGCAGGCAGAGUCCAGACAGCUUCCGAGCCUGCAGUGUUUAUUAUCUCAAGAACACGAUGUUUCUUCCUCACCCUCGACGCUCCUUCCUUUCCGUACUCUUUCCCACUCUCAAUCUGCCAUUCUUGCUCUCCAUCCUCAAGUUAGUCCUCGGUAUCGCAUGAGUAUACCCAGUGACCAAUACGAAUCGGUACGAAGGGUGUCAACUUUUCCCGGGUACCGCUUCGGCCACGGUCAGAUUUUUGGUAGAAUUGAGAUCUCAUUGUACUUCUCUCACGUAGAGCGGCAGUUAACGGUAUGCAUUGAACGUGUCGCCGAUCUUCCUCCACGUGCAGAUGGUUCACCAAGAAAUCCUUAUGUCAAAGUUUUUCUUCUUCCGGAUCGGAGUGAGAAGUCUCGUCGCCAAACAUCUGUCUUAGCCGAAGCAAUCACACCUAUAUGGAAUGAGUCGUUUUACUACCAAGGAAUCACCGAACCUAUGCUUAUGGACAGAGUGCUAGAGGUGACUGUUUGGGACUAUGACAAGUUCGAGGCGAACUCCUUUCUGGGUGAGACUCUUGUAGACUUUUCCACAGUGUCUCUUGAUGGGCAGACUAUCACACUACCACUUGUCGAUAUGGAUGAGGAGAAUCCCUUACGAUUGAGACUAAGAAACUGUAAAGACAAACCCUAUGCCAUAUACAAACGACCUCAAAGUGAGAUGAGUUUUCUCUACAACGACAAAUCGCCAUGUAACGCAGUCGAUAUCGGAGCUGUUAUCGCAAGGCAUAUUUGUGUCUGCAGCACUAAGAUGAAUACAUGCGACAUAAUGCAGAGGGUUGCUUGCGAGUUUCGUGGACAUUGCACUUAUAAUUGCGAAGGGGAGGUUUUUUCAAUAGAAUCCAAUCUCUGCGUUUAA
This is a messenger RNA of Necator americanus (New World hookworm), 1197 nucleotides long. RefSeq lists its product as uncharacterized. The transcript is spliced from 12 exons. Lineage: Eukaryota; Metazoa; Nematoda; Chromadorea; Rhabditida; Ancylostomatidae. Gene Ontology annotation, cellular component: presynaptic membrane; cytoskeleton of presynaptic active zone. The record is from RefSeq and is a predicted model, not a curated record. Gene Ontology annotation, biological process: calcium ion-regulated exocytosis of neurotransmitter; regulation of membrane potential; regulation of synaptic plasticity. Gene Ontology annotation, molecular function: small GTPase binding; transmembrane transporter binding. Bases 1 to 1197 code for a protein of 398 amino acids.